AUGCAGGAAGCUCAAGUCGCUAAGGAACAGACUCAGGGCUACAAGUUGGACAGAUCUCAUAUCUUUGCUGUAAAGAUGUUUGACGAUUUUGAGAGGUCGAUGAAUGUGAGGGAGGAAUGGGAAGCUCCUCAAACCCAGCCUGAAGUCAUGUAUUUGUCAACUGCAUCAGGGUUAAGAUCUGUCGACGGAUACCAACUAAUAAUUGAAAAUUUGCAAAAAUGGCUUACUGAUGAAAAAGCCCGGGACCAGUUAGUCAUUCGCUCUGGCCCUGACACUGAAGUUUUAUGGAAUGAUGCUAAGAAGAAGAAGCCUGAACCAGUUCAUAAGUGUACUUAUUGGACAGAGAGUUAUGUGCAGUGGCCUCCUCUAGGUACAUACCUUGUGACACUUCACAAGCAGGGGGCAGCUGUCUGGGGUGGUGCUGAUUCCUUUGCCCUUCUCAUGCGUUAUCAGCAUAACAUGGUAAAACUAGUUGAUUUCCCACCAGGUGAGAAAUACCUUGUAACUUACCAUAGCCAAGAACCAAGCAACCCGAGAGAUGCAAGUAAAGUAGAGGUCAAGGUCUUUGAUGUGAGAACCGGGAAGAUGAUGAGAUAUUUCAAGGGUAGUGCUAGACGAGUUUUCAAUUAG
Molecule: messenger RNA, 630 nt
Organism: Arabis nemorensis
Lineage: Eukaryota; Viridiplantae; Streptophyta; Magnoliopsida; Brassicales; Brassicaceae
Source: the annotation of a GenBank genome assembly